AUGGCGCGCGACGACGAGGAGGAGAAGGACGACGACGACGACGCGACGACGACGACGACCGUUAUUUUCCGUGACUUGACCGCGGAAAACAAGGAAGACUUGCGACGUCUCAACCAAAUCAUCUUCCCGGUGCGAUACACGGACAAGUUUUACGAGGACUGCGCGCGAGCGGGCGCGGCGACGCAGUUGGCGUACGAUAAAACGGGUAGGGAGCUGCUGGGUGCGAUAGCGUGCAGGUUAGAGAUGGAUCCGACGAAGAAUGGUGCGAGACUAUACAUCAUGACGCUCGGCGUGUAUGCGCCGCACCGAGACGGACGCAUCGGAAGCCGACUCUUACAACACGCCCUGAACGCGGCGUCGGAGGACGCAUUCAUCCACGACGUCUACCUGCACGUGCAGACGAACAAUAUCCAGGCGAUAGAGUUCUACGAGCGAUUUGGAUUUGAACAAGGGGAAGUUUUGAGAAAUUAUUACAAGCGCAUCGAUCCGCCGGACGCCGUCGUCCUGAGGAGAGACCUCGGCGCGAGUUGGACGCGUGCGGAUCCGCCCGGGGUGACGUUCGAGCGAAACUUCGCGGCUUAG
This is a messenger RNA of Ostreococcus tauri, 582 nucleotides long. RefSeq names its product Acyl-CoA N-acyltransferase. Gene Ontology annotation, cellular component: NatA complex; cytoplasm. The record is from RefSeq and is a predicted model, not a curated record. The transcript has a single exon. Bases 1 to 582 code for a protein of 193 amino acids. Gene Ontology annotation, biological process: mitotic sister chromatid cohesion. Gene Ontology annotation, molecular function: N-acetyltransferase activity. NCBI's taxonomy places the organism in Eukaryota, Viridiplantae, Chlorophyta, Mamiellophyceae, Mamiellales, Bathycoccaceae.